Messenger RNA from Papaver somniferum (opium poppy), 2196 nucleotides. RefSeq lists its product as uncharacterized. The transcript is spliced from 4 exons. NCBI's taxonomy places the organism in Eukaryota, Viridiplantae, Streptophyta, Magnoliopsida, Ranunculales, Papaveraceae. The coding region runs from base 302 to 1636 and encodes 444 amino acids. The record is from RefSeq and is a predicted model, not a curated record.
AACCGAGUCUUGAGGGAGAAGGAAUGAAACUGUUCCAGCUCAAGACUAUAGAGGAUACAUAAGUCAUUAUCAAAAUAAAUAUAUCUAUUAUCGUCAUCUUCUUCACUCAUCACCCCACCAUUUCCAGCUCCCAUCAUCUUCUCCUUCUCCUUCUUCAUCUUCAUCUUCAAUCAAACCUCUCUCUUCUCUCUCACUUCACUCUGUCUGCAACUCAUCCUCUCUUCCUUUUUAUCUAUCUUUGAUUCUCUGUAGAAGUGAUAAAAAAACUUGAGUAGUGGGUGUGGUCUAGUAGUGGUCAUCAAUGGCUACUAGAAUACCAUCACAUCAACUGAGUAGUGGUCUGUAUGUAUCAGGAGGAAGACCAGAACAAUCAAAAGAAAGACAACCAACAAUGGGAUCUAGAGCAGUACCAUAUACUGGUGGAGAUGUAAAGAAAUCAGGUGAACUUGGUAAAAUGUUUGAUAUACCAGUGCUUGAUCAAUCAUCACUUAAACCAUCAAGACAGUCAUCUUCUUCUCAACAUAAUAGUGGAUCUAUAAGAUCUACUUCUAAUUCUGGUCCACAAAAUAAUAAAUCUUCAAAUUCUGGUUCUAUGCCACCACCAACACUGCAGAAGAAAUCAUCUUCUACUCAUUCUGGUCAGAUGAUGAUGAAUUUACAACCAACUGGGUUAAUUACUUCAGGUCCACUUGGAUCUUCUGGGAAUGUCAGUGGGAACCGUGGGGGUAGGAGUGGUCAAUUGGAACAUUCUGUUUCUUCAAUUGGUAAAGCUGUUUAUGGUACUGCUGUUACAAAUAUAGGAAAAGAUGUUAAAUUUGGGUUUAAACUCUCUAAAGCAAUAAUGUGGGUUGUUGGAGUUGGAAUUAUCAUGUUAUUAGUUGUUGGGGUUUUUAUGAUGGCUACUGUUAAAAAUGGGGUUAUGUUGGUUGCUGUUUCUGGGAUUGUGGUUUUGGUUACUUUGAUUGUAGUUUGGAAUUUCUCUUGGAGGAAAAGAGGUUUAUUAGGUUAUUUUAAUAGGUAUCCUGAUGCUGAACUCCGAGGUGCUCAAGAUGGACAGUUUGUUAAAGUCACUGGGGUUGUUACAUGUGGUAGCAUUCCACUUGAGUCUUCGUACCAGAGGGUUCCUCGGUGUGUAUACAUAUCCACAGAAUUAUAUGAGUACAGAGGAUGUGGUGGAAAGUCUGCGAAUUCUAAUCACUGGCCCUGUUCAUGGGGGAUGAGACAUUUUGAGAAACAUGUGGCGGAUUUUUAUAUUUCGGAUUUCCAGUCAGGGCUUAGAGCACUAGUUAAAGCAGGCAAUGGCGCUAAAGUUGCCCCAUUCGUGAAACCUUCAACUGUGGUUGAUGUAACCAAGGAUAACCGGGAGCUUUCACCAAGCUUUCUGCAGUGGAUAUCUGAUCGCAAGCUCUCUACUGAUGACCGCAUCAUGCGUCUUGAAGAAGGGUAUAUUAAAGAAGGGAGCACUGUAAGUGUCAUGGGAGUUGUCCGACGUCAUGAAAAUGUUCUCAUGAUUGUUCCGUCUGACAGGCCAGCAUCAAUGGGUUGUCAGUGGCUGCGCUUCCUAUUCCCCUCCUAUACCGAAGGUCUCAUCUUGACGUGUGAUGAGAACCAAAAUUCUGAUGUUAUCCCUGUGUAAGAGAAUUAAAUUCUUCCCUUUUGCUAUUUGGUGCUUUAUCAUUCACGAAAAAGGACAUAUAUAUACUCAAGGUGAAAAUGUGAAGAGAAGAUUACGUGCUGUAAAAUGCAAAACUACUGUUCUCAAUCCUCUUCCAGAUUUUUAAAGCAUAUGUAAAGUUUGUCUAGAAGAUGCAAGAUCAGUUCAAGACCGGUUGAGAAAGAUGAUGCCAUAAAUAAGUGAAGAUAAGCACACAGAUACAAGUGAAUAUUAUAUUAUGUUUCUAAUCGAGAGUAGAAUAGAGAGAAAGUGUUCCCUCCACCCUUUUUAUGCUGGUAGAAUGUGUUGUAUUAUUGUUGUGUUCAUUUUUCUUUUUACGUUAUGGAUUGGUUGACUCGGUCGGUCUCUUUCCGUCUCUCUUUUGUACAUAAGGAUACGGCAGAGAUGCUCCAAAGGGUUCAUCUUUGUUAUGAGCAGUUUAGUCGGUGUUAUGUCUAUGUCUGUCUAUUGUGGUUUGAAGAUGUUUGAAAUAUAUGCCCCUAUUCUUGAUAUUCUGUCCAAAUAAAAAAUAUAUUUGUGAA